AUGACGUCGUCACAGAAUCCAUUGCAGGGCCUCGUUCUGACUCCGCAGCAACAGAGCCUGCUGUUCGCCGCGCUCAAUUCCAAUCGUCCGAGUGACGCUGCGCAGCCCACCAAUGGCUUCAAUAUGUCGCCGGUCCGGUUUAAUGGUUCACCCAUCCAAGCCGACGGUCUGUCGAGCUUUCAGAACAGCCCAGACCUUGAUUAUGAAUAUGACUUUGCCGGAGCCGAUUCCAGUUUUGAUUACUACGACGAUGCCGGUCAGGCCAAAAUGAUCGGUGAUCUACCUGGCGCGAAGAGGGCGCUCAAGUCGGAGUCCGGCGAUGCUGAGUCGCCGGAGAAGAGAAGUCAUCCUGAUGACGAAGAAGAAGAGGGUCCAGGAGCCAAGCGGCGGGACAGCGAGGAGAAGAUGGCAAAGAAGCCAGGCAGGAAAACCUCUCACUACAGAACCGACCUCGCCCAGAAUCGGAGCAGCGCAGCGGGCGUUUCAGGGAGCGCAAAGAGAAAACACCUGAAAGAUUCUAGAAACACAAAGUCCAGGAAGUUGGAGAAGUUGUCCGAGGACGCGAACAAUGAGAAAGAGGCACUCCGUGCCCAAGUUGACAAAAUGACGGUCGAGUUGAAUGAGUACAAGAAGCGAUUGUCGAUGCUCUCAGGCGGUCGACACCAUCCCGCAAGGCCCUGCCUCGAGCCUUUGGCAGGCAGCGCGGACCACCGGAGCCCUAGCGAACACUCGCAGAAUGGGGUCAGCCCGGGGGAUUCGAGCAGUUACAGCCAGGUCGGUCUGGACUCUCAAUCCAAGCAGGACCUGGCGGCUCUCUCCUCGGGGCUCUUCACGCCGCCUCUCAACAACGGCCAAGGCACAAACGGGUCGUCGGUCAGCCUCGACUCACACUACAAUAUGGGUGGUCCCACGACGACAAGUUCGCCCUCUGCGUCCUCAAACUCUAACAUGGGCGGCCCGAAUUCUUCUUGUGGAACGUCACCCGAAUCAUUUGCCCAAUCACCAAUGGGCUUCAAGCCUCUCGACACCUUGAGUCUCGGUCAUUUUGCCAAUACAGGCAUUGAAGACUUCACGCAAUGGCUUCCCCAGAACGACUUCCAGUUUGAUCCGGAACUAUUCGGCGGCUACCGUGACCCUCAAGAGAACGUUCUGUCGCAGGGCUUUGACGAGGGCUUCUUCAACGACGCAGUGGAUAUGGAUUUUCUCACACCAUACAACUUACCGAUUCCAAGCCCAGUACCACCCAAGAAGGACCUCAUCUCUCAGAUCGAUGCUGCAAAAGAUGCCGACGAAUCCACAGCGGAUCUGGUACUCAAAUGCAACGAAGUCUGGGAGAAAAUACAGAACUGCCCCAAGGCAAAGGGCGGCGAUUUCGACCUGGACGGUCUUUGCGCCGACUUGCAGAAGAAGGCCAAAUGCGACGGUACCGGUCCCGUGGUCAGUGAGAAGGACUUCCAGUACGCCAUCAAGAAAUACAUAUGCAAGGAGAAACAGGAGGCGGCCAAUAUCGACGCCUACGCCAAAACGCAGGCACAAUCCUAA
Messenger RNA from Chaetomium globosum CBS 148.51, 1542 nucleotides. RefSeq lists its product as uncharacterized. The transcript has 5 exons. The record is from RefSeq and is a predicted model, not a curated record. The coding region runs from base 1 to 1542 and encodes 513 amino acids. NCBI's taxonomy places the organism in Eukaryota, Fungi, Ascomycota, Sordariomycetes, Sordariales, Chaetomiaceae.